This is a messenger RNA of Porites lobata, 14733 nucleotides long. The record is from the annotation of a GenBank genome assembly. NCBI's taxonomy places the organism in Eukaryota, Metazoa, Cnidaria, Anthozoa, Scleractinia, Poritidae.
GUGUUGAUUAGUGAGGAUGACGUCACUGAAACUGCUCAAGAUCUUCAAGCCGCUCCAGAUCCCGGCUACCAUCACGAGGUAAAUGUUAUUAUUGUCUUCCUUGAACAUUGCAUGUCAUUCUGGUAAAUCUUCAGUGACAUCUAAAGAAAAGCAAUAUUGAUUAAACAACAUGAUGUUAAUGGACUUUAUAUCAAGACAGUACACCUAGCUGCAAGAAAACAUUUGGGCGCAAAAUGAGCUUAAACUAAACGAUGAUUUUGUGUUCAAUAGACGUGUAGCGCCCAAUCCCUAAUGUACCCGUCUGCAUAGGCGUAGGUACUUGAAUUUUAUUUUAAAAUGUUGCUCUCAUAGUAAAAGGAGCAUUAGAAUCACAUGUUCCUCGAAACAUUUAAGGUCAUUAAAAAAUAAGGACCAAGUCGACAAAGCACUCAGCUGAGGAGGUAACAAGAUUACAAGUUUGGUGAUCCUUUGCAACUUUAGAACCAAGAAGAAUUUGCUCAAUCAAGGCUGAAAUUCUCAAAUUAACGACAGUUUAGAUCAUUUUCAGUCAAACUUUGUCAAAAACAUCUUCCUUUAAGUGCCAAACACGGCUUAACGGGCUAUAGAAAUACUAAACACAUAUUAGGCCAAGUCAUGUGACGUAGCCAUGCCCAUCCUGAAUGUUUCUGAGUCCGUCAUGAGCAGUAAAACUGUGAUACAAAACAUUGUGAUUUUUUCCCCUUAGGAACAAUACAGUGAGGGAGGACGUUUGGUGCGACAAUGCACGGACUUAGGUGGUGGACAUAACCCUGUUUGGUACGAAAGUCCGAAAUGCAAACAAAGGAAAUUUGUUCCUAAACCAAAGUCAUUUCUAAAUACUAACUGCUUUUAAAUAACGUUUCUUCUAGCGGUACAGCAUGUCUAAGGGUUCCUACCGGGCCAGAGGUAAGAGUACUAAAGCUAGGCAAUUAACUUUCUUAUCAAGACUACAACAUUUCAUUAAUGAUAAACUGAAGGUCUUUACUCACUUCGGGUGGCCAAGCAAACGCACGAUAGUGUACGAUAUAUAUAGUGGACUUCGAACAGGUUUUCGGCGGCCAUACCAGCCCGAUAUUUUUAGCUAUUUUUUAAUUGCAAUUUCUUUCCUUUUUCGCUCGCCACAAUUUUGUCAAAAUUCAAGUGAAGUGACUUGCUAACAUAAACAGCUCAAGCCGAUUUAGUUUUCACUUUUAUCUCUCAUAGGAAAACCAGGACUCUGAUCCUACUGUGUUAGUCAUUUUAAUUACUCUCUUGUUUUUGGUCUCUAAAAGAUCAUAUCUGUUAGAUUUUGUACACGUUUAAAUUUAUGUGUUGUUCAAUACUGUAAAGUAAAAUUAUAUAAAGAAAACGUUCACUUCCUAGUCGUGCAGUGAUAACAUAGUUAUGCAGCAAAAAGUGUAAAGAACAUGCAAAUUUGUUGUGUUGCUUAUUAAACCAAUUAUGUUCUUGACAUUCCUGUUGCCGUGACAAGUUCAAAUUCCUCACAAGUUGUACAAGUAGUGUACAAGGCAAGAUACUUAAAUAGCACCAAGAUAAAAAGUGUCUAACGGGACACAAUGCGAUAUUUAAAGAACACAUACACAUAAAGAAAAAAUGGAAAUACCUAACUGACUGAGAGGUACAAAUUUCUUAUUCGGGUGUAUAAUCAGUUAAAAAAAUCAAAUCAGCAGAGAAGAGGUAAACACAAUUUUAACCCCCCUCUAUUUCACUUUUAAAGGCCUGCCAAGCAGGCCAGCGAGCAAGCCAUGUUCUCAAUCCACUUAGUAAAAUCUACAGAUGGUUUCCUUGACAUACAUUUAGUAACGCACGCUUCAAAUGACAAACUCUUUCAGCUUCCUAACUAAUCCCACUACAGUGAAACGUCGAUACAACGAAGGGCUAAGGAGCUGGUUAAAUAUGUUUGCCAUACCUAAGUUUCGUUAUAUCGAGGUUCAUUUCCAUAUACUUUUUCUAGUACUGGGGCAAGGUAAAUUCUUCGUUCUGCCAAGGACUUUUGUUAUAUAAGGGUUCGUUAUUUCAGUCCAGGUUUCUCGGUUCUGAAGAAAAGUAACUUGGAGGAUGUGUUAAAAACAUACCCAAUACGGAACUCAGCCAUGCAUGUUGAUGCAAAUAGCCAACUCGCCAGCAUCCCCAAGGUGUAACAUCGUACAAAUCGUAAAGUUGCUUUUACCAUCGAAAAAAGAAGACUGAUUGGGUCUUCAGCUUUUAGUCUCAAAAAAAUCGACGGACUAAAUUUCUUUUACGCCAUUUCUUUCUGACUUGUACUAUACGUUAAAAAGUACACUCUAAAUCGAAAAGUGUAGAUGAAAAAUUCAAGGAAUUUGAGUCUGUUUUUCUCGGAACUGUGUUUAAGACAUUGACAUUGACAUUUCUUUUUUCUUGGAAAAAUUAUACAUGCAGUCUCCAUGGCAACUUAAAGUUAAACAAAUCGAAACAUCACCACAAGAUGUAUUAUUCCUAGGAGGUCGGAAAAGCUCAAAAAGCAAAGGUUUGUGGCAACAAUACCACGAUUUUCAACUGAACUCUUGAUGCCUAUUAUGCGGUUGGCAACUGGAAGAUUGACUACGACACAUGAUAAAUAGAAGAAUAAAGACGGAGUAUAUAAUGCUAUAACAUCAUACGAUAUGGUACGAAACAUCAGUAAAUGGUAAAUUCCUCACCCUUUACGCAAGUUAUCAUAAACCUUGAACGAUCUUAACAGGGACAGAAUUAUGUCAGUAAUACGCCGUCAUAAUUCCACGUUUAAGUUUAUACAAUUUCUAGCCGCAAAACAUCUACACACAGGACGUUUACUGUAAUCGUCCUUAAAUAUUCUUAAACAUAUUUUCCAUUCAAAAAGGACAAUAGUGCUACUCGAAUCGAUUUACUCUUUUUACCCGGCCUUCCUUUCAGGAAGAGACGGGUAUAGUUCUGGCCUGGGUAUUUUAUUCGUCGACAAAUAGCCGUCUGCUCUUUGAGAAGCACAUGCCUGACAUGGCGAAAUAUCACGCGGUCAAUUUUCGGCAAAUUCAUUGGCUUAGAGCCAAAAUGCCCUUGACAUGUUGUCGAGAUGAAAAAAGAAAAAGCAGCUUUUUUGUCAGUCGGUAGCGUUAACUUUGUGGUUUUGUGGCCUCUGAGAGAUCGACAAAUAUUUUGGUGGAAAUAUUUAGUGAUGUGUGUUGUCUUGAGGAUAAUGCAUCCUGGAACCGUCAGACAAACACAGUCGCUCGAUCCGUUUAAUCGAGAUAGGCGUUGUGAUCGCUGGUUGCGAGAGGGAGACAUGCUAAAAAACAGUAAAAAGGUGGGUAAUUUUCACUUUUCAUGUUUAAUGCAAGUCACGAGAAUUUUUAUAGCAGUUGAAGAAAAACUAUUGGGCUUUGUUUUGGUGAGUAAGCGUGCACCGAGUUGCACGGAAGCAGCAGUUUUGUGAAACGUAUGGAUCCUUUUUGUGCUGAAUUUCGAUGAAUUGUACAACUUGACUGUUCGAUCUGAAUAAACUCGUCCAUAUACGUCACAUCACCGCAAACACCUUAGGAAUUUUAUGCUUUAUAGUUUUUAUCGAAAACAGUAAGACAAUUGCUUUGAUUUAGCGAUAAAGCAUACUUUGCACCUAGUUGCAGGAAAAGUGGCGGUAAAUUACCGUUUCGGUGCAUUAAUUUUCAUUCAUCAAAGGAAACAAAUCUGACUGUUCAUCGCAGAAGUUUGUGCUUGGUCCAAGUCUCGUGCUUCCCAGCAGUCGACAUGAUUUUGAUCAAUCAAACAACAUUUCAUUGUUAAAUUAAAUCAAAAAUUGCAUGUAAGCUUAAAGCUCUUUAGAAAAUGGCUGAUUGCUUUCUAUCGCAUUUCGAUCUUGCAAAACUCCAUUUUGAUCGAUCCAACAUUAUUAGAAAUUUCAAAAUGAUCUAUUCUAGAAAUUUUUUCCUUUGCUGUGUUCAUCGACUGUACAUUCAAACUUACAAUUAAAAGGAUCGACAAAUCGAUUAUAAUAUUCCGUAUUUUAAAUUGGUUUCGAGAUUAUCCUCAACGAGGUACACAAGGGAGUUCUGUCGUUAUACUUCUUUGCUUGUUGUUGAAUCAAUAACAAGGCAAUGAAAUAUUGACAUAUAAUUACCUAAAUAAAUAAAUUUAAAAAGCACAUGUUGGCUACACACCCAGCGCAUUUUUCUGCUUUUUUAUGAAAAUCCUUCAAUAGGAAUGAUCGAGACCAGGUCUUAUGAGCCCGCGCGACUGAGCACCCCACCCAAACUCUUGUUUUCACUAAAAUCGCUGGACGCCACAACUUGCUUCCGUUUUAUACCUGGUGGCCACGUGACGGGAGAAAAUCAAUCGAAGGUAUACGCAAGGUGGAUGUAGUGGAUGCAGCGCAACUUCAAAUAGCACAGCACUGUUGGGAAUACUUUUCUUCGUACUGCGGCGGAAACUCUUUCUCUUGAGGGUAAGUACGUUUUGGUUCUGUAAUUAUAAUCCAUUUGCCCUGCUGUUCUCUUUCCGAGGUGCUCCAUUGCGAAAAACUUCCUCGAAUGUUCACUUUCAGUGCCUUUUGUUUAUUGCUAAAAUUCGACAUGAUUUUGAUCGAUCAAACAACAUUUCAUUAUUAAACUCAAAGAUUGCAUGUAAGCUUAAAGCUCUUUAAAAAAUGGGCGCUUAAUGGUUACUAUUAAAUUUCCAUCUAGCAAAACUCCAUUUUGAUCGAUCCAACAUUAUUAGAAAUUUCAAAUUUAUCUAUGCUAGAAAUUUUUCUCUUUGCUGUGUUCAGCUACUGUUCACUCAAACUUGCAAAUAAAAGGAUCGACGAAUCGGAUAUAAUACUCUUUAAAUUGGUUUCGGUACACAGAAUAGAUUUGGGUUUUCUAUGGUUACUUCUUUGCUUGUUGUUGAAUCAAUGACAAAAGCAAUGAAAUAUUGACAUGCACUUCAACGUUCGCUACAUUCCUACUUAACUUUACAACUUACAUGACAUGCAAAUGAGUUUGACAAGCAAAUGAUAUGACAAGCAAAUGAGUAACUUACCUGCUAAGUUACAGAUUUGUAUCGGAAGAUGCAGCUGUUCUUCUGUUCAUCCGAAAAUGAAAACUGAUUUCAUGCAAACAGUGAAUUUGUUGACAAUUGAGUUGCAAUUGAGAGUCUAAGGAUCAGCAAUUUAUUAUCACUUAAAAAAAAAAGUUUUUAAAAAACCUUAUCUUUUACGAAACUUGGCAAAACAUGCGUACACAUCAAUGCAAGAGAUUAGAAGACCUCCAUUGAUUUGCUUUGUUCUCCUUUUGUCUGCCACUUAAUUACGACCUUGCGGUGUGUAAAUAUAUUAUCCACAAAUUCAUUGAGCCGAUAAUUUCCUAACCAUGCUAACAGUUUCUUAGUGUCAGUUCAAACAUUGAUCAUUCAACGAAUCGACAAUGUAAUACGUCACCUUAGUUCAUUGUCAAACACGCAAACUAUAGCUACCGGUAUUUAAGCAAUAGCAAUAACUACAAGAUGACAAAAUAAAUUUUCUAAAAAAGCGACGGCCGUGGAGCUAAAUGUGAGUUUAGAAAUACAUUUCAACUUUUACGAAAUAGACAAUGACGAGGCGGGCGAUAACAAUCAGAAAACAAUUGCAUUUAAAUACGUAACAUAACAACAGAAAGCGGACAAGCGGACCCACCUAAAUUCAAUUGUUCCAGAAGGGCAAAAUACAGAUUUAAGUGCCAGGUUUGGCCAAGGCCUUAGUUUCUCACUAAAGUAAUAAGUUCGAUGUGAAGGAAUAUGGUUUCACAACUACGAAGCCCUUCAUACAAGAGUUACUAAGUUGCCAAGAGGUUCACGGUGAUACGGGCUGCAAAUUACAAGUGAAAGUUUGUUUAAAAAUCACUUUUGGCCUUGUUCUAGUUAAAUUUGAUUCGACUAGAAAUUUUGAAAGAUAAAAGAAAAUUUAAAUGGAAUUAAGACUUCACGCCGAUAUUUACAUCUCUUUCAGAGACGAGACCCAAUAAUAGCUUUGUAUCGGGACUGAGCAUAAAAAAAAUCUUUCCACUAAUUAGACUGUCGUCGGUGUUCUUUGAGUGGCCGUCAAUGUAAGCAAAAUACAAGUUGUUCUCUGAUGUUUUUAUAACAUGAUGUUUUACAGCCUGAGGCCAGUCUGGUCUGCGUCUUCUACUAAUUAGGCUGUCGUCGGUGUUCUUUGAGCGCCCGCCAAUGCAAAUAAAAUACAAGUUAUUCUCUGAUGUUUAACAUAAUAUGAUGUGUUACAGCCUGAGGCCAAGAAGGCUAUGGAAUGACUUGUGAAACGCUUUCAUGAUAUUAUUUUAGUACUCAGCGACUCAACGCCUUUGUUCACUCGCAAAAAAAAAAAAUAAAAAAAUAACACAAAGAAGGAAAGUAUUUCAACUAUUUAAAACGGCAGAAAAGACAAACUGCAAUAUAGAAAUGUGAUUGCUCAUUGAUUGACUUAAUUUCCUAGAAAAUGUCAUCAAAUAUAGGGGAGACAUUAAAAGUUAACAUUUUUAAAGGCGCCCAACAAGUUACAGCUAACAAUAUCGCGGUCAGUUUUAAGUGACUCGCGUGUGCAUUACUUGUCCCAGGUUCCUUGUCGGUGAAUUACGAAUAAAUUUUUUUUAAAGCAAUAUAUUCCUCUCCAGGGUCGGGUUGCAAAAAACAUCUUAAGAUUAAGGGAACUCGUAGCUAUUAUUUCAAAAUAAUCGGUUAAUAUUGUUCCAGAACAAAAGUUAAGAGCCCUCUUAUCUUAAGAGGGUUUUUUUGCAACCGGGCCCAAGCGUCUUACAAAGCACACACCGGAAAGAGUGAGUCAGGUGUAGACAAAAUAAACGAUACAUAUAUGAAGGGUCACCGUGGGCAAUGUCACUGAGGAAUAAAAGCGCAAAAAGGCGAGCGGGUAUUUUUAACUUAACAACUGCAUGAUUAAGAGCAACAAUAUCUUUCAAAGAAGUAACUAAUGAUAAACACCCGGUCAGUUUCGCUGUUCACGAUUACCGCACCACAAGUCUAGAGAGAGCUACAGAAGGUCACUAACGGGAAACAAGCAUAGGUGAGUGGACUGUAAUACACUUAUCGUGGUUGCCGCACUCCUUGCUCAAACAAGAGGCACCGGCCCGACACGAGACCUUGAUAUCUUUGUACUCCUGUUCACCGCCGCAACGUUUUAGCCAACAAGCUAAUCAAAUUCACGAUGGCAGUCGUAACUGCGUAUUCAGUGUUUUGACCAUCUCAAUCAAACGAUCAACGAGACCUCAAUCUUACAACAACCCGUAGGCAAAGUACCUAACACGAGUGUAAUUGAGAUGCUGUUGUUUCAGGCCGAACAGAUCUCCGAGUAAAAAAAGAAGUAAGUUUAGCCAAGAAAGAGAAACCUCUAAACUUACUGUUUGAUGCGGCGACUAUAAAAAUUUGUAGUUUUGAUAGGUCGCUUAAAAGGUCACCUGUUUGGCUAAAUUAAAUUCGAAACUUUACAUGAACAAAAAUAAAAUGCAGAAAAGCCGAAAGAAGGGCUUGAAUAAAAAAAAAAAAAGAAAUUGGAAGGAGAUAGGGACAGAUUGUUCUCGGGUAAAAUGGUAAAACUUCGGCACGAGUUGAUCGAGCAUUUCUGACAUGAAUACCGUCUAACAAUAUAAAACGCGGUCACUUUGUGCCGUCAUAGGAAAAACAAAAAAAUUAAUGAGACUUUUAGUAAACUAAUGCUUAUUUUAUUCAAACAGGAAGAAAUAAGCUACUGAAACGGCUAUAACCCUAGUGACAAGCUUCGUAGAGUUGCAUGGACCUCCAAGCCUUUACUAUAUAUUCAUGCAAUAAAUUUUUGAGACGGCAAUGAAUAGCCUUUUAAAUCAAAUUACUGUACUUGGAUCUCCUUGGCGAAAGUGUCCCAGCGUCGAGUGUUAAACGCCCGGGCCAUUCAACACUCGACACUCAUCAAUCUUCCGGUAUUUAACUUGGUUUAUUACUAAUUGCAUUCAGUCUAUUUUCAUUGAAACAUUUGAAAUCCGCUCAAACAGUGAUUACAUUGCAAACUGUUGACAGCGCACAAUUUAGAGAGGUAUGUGACUAUAAAAAAGGCUCAUACGAUUCUAUUGAAACUCAGCAGCCGGCUCAGCGGCUCAGCCGUUAAUAAGGUUAUUAGUAUUGCUUACAAACGAUUAUCGGUACACUGUGAUACAAUCUUCUUCCCAUUAAUCACACUCGCCUUCGCCAUAACAGGCGACAGUAAAGCAGAUGUAGAUCCACUUACCUUUAGAAAUACGCUGUGCCUAUAUGCGUUAGAAAUAAUAUCGUAAAUAUGUGGCCUUACCCGAUAGAGAAACACAAGAACAAAAAUGAAAAACAAGAUUGAAUUUUCUCCACUGAAUGCGGCAAGAGAAAGAAAUAUUCCUUUCCACAUUCAAAAGCUUUGUCAAAUAAGUUUCACCACUGAAUGAUACUUAGAUAAUGGUCAUCAAAGUUGACACUAGACCGGCGCGGUGACCCACGUCACUUUUUCAAAAGUGUAUUUCCCGAAUAAAUAGAACACGCAACAUGACACCAACUACUACACAUAAAUAAAAGCAACGUGAAAGGACUGCUUUCACAAGAAAUGUAACUACCUAUGGGCCCUAAAACCACCAAUUCUUCCCACUAACUGCACUUGCCAGGUCACUUAUUCGCGUGUUUUAACAAAGGAGAACGCAACGUUCGCAUAGCCCAAAGCAAUUUAACAAGAUUGUUUUAUUAACACUUCGUAAAUACCAAUGGGUCUUAAUACUGGUUAUAAUUACACUAAUAACGUCCCCUUUCACUUUCAUUACUUUUGAAAUCAUCAUCACACAUUGAUUAAUGAUGAAAAAAAAAUAACAAAAUAAUAACGAAGAUGUUAGCCCUCAUAUUUGGCAGCAUAACUAUUAUUUUAAUAACUGUUAUUUUAUUAACUAAAAUCAUAACUAUUGUCAUAAUAUUGAAUGUAUCGUUUGUCGCCUUUUUGGGCCUAGCUUUUUAAAAUGUUUGUAUCGGUUCGACUCAUUAUCAACACCUUCGGUGCCUUAACGUUUAUACAGUGUAGCCCCACACACCCUCACUUAAAGCCGUCAAUCAAACACUCAAAAAUAUUCAUUAGUCAUUUUCUUACAGCUCUACACAACUGCAGAAAUUCACACGAACAGCGAAGUUCGAAGGAGAUGAGGACACAAAGCGCAAAAUAAAGGGAAGAAGGUGAGAAAGAAGUAAGCACCAGGUAUUUCUGUUUGAACAGAAGCUGAGGGAGAAAACCUACGUUUUCAAGGACAAAUACGUAGGAAAUAGGAAGGAACGGAGUUUAUGAAAUAACAGUGGUGUUUACCUAGUCUCUUUCUAAAAAUACAAGCGUUUGCAAAGCCCCAACUUUCAGUUUGACUUAAAAUUCAAUUCACGAGAACCCUAAAGGGAAUGUUUCAAAGUAAUUAAGAGUAAUAAGGGUCGUAGAGUAGAGAUUGCUAUUUCCAGGUAUUUCCUUGUGCUCGUGAAUCAAGCCAGCACUGAUCAUUAAACUUCCAGAACAUUCUUGGAAGUGUUUACGAUUCUUAGUUAUUUUUUUGUACACAGACAAAAUAGUCCGCCCAGCAUGCCGUGUUGCUGCACAAGAAGCGCUAAGAAUAAAAGCGUGUCAGCUAAAUGAGAAAACAAGAAAGAACACUGUCAAAACGUUCGGCGCACAAGUUGUCAUUUUUAACAUUAACAAACACGCUAAAACGCAAAACCACGAUAGCUCUUGAUAAAGUGAUCAGUGACGUUGAACAACAGUCAAACAAACAAUAACAUUAAAAGAACAAAUCCGUCUCAAGAGUUAUCGUAUCUACGAGCAACGUAGAUUUCUAGCCUAGCAAGCUUUCCGGGGCGCUCUGGCGGCGGGGCGGAAAGCUUGCUCGCAGGCUCCCAACCCGCUGCCAGAGCGUCCCGGAGAGCUUGCCCGCAGGCUACGUAGAUUUCUUAAUCUUAACUCAGAGUAUGUCGAAGCCAAGGAAAAGAGAAUCGAUCAUUAAUCCAUGGACUAAAUUCGCAGGUUCUUGUUUCCACCGUUUGGUAUAAACGAAUUUUGCUAUACACUAACUAAAUAAUUUUACAAUUUGCGUAAUAGCGCUAAGAAACGUUUAUCCUUUCAGUUAUCACACCCCUGAAAAGCCAAAACGUCAAAACUUAAUAGGUGCUAAUUUUUAAUCGAAGUAUGACUUGACAAAAAACUUCUACAUCUGUUUCAGAAUGUUUGAUGGGACUUACUUAGUUCAAGUUCAAGUGCAAGUUUAUUUAUUCACACUUAUUCAAUUACAAUACAACAAUAAGGAAAAAAAGGAAGAAGUAAAAAACAGAGCUAACUAUACAUUGAAUUAAACAUAAAAAAGGAAGAGUGUGUAGCAGCCAAAGGAGCCAAGCUUUCGAGUUGGCUACUACCACAGAGCAAUUACAAGUGGGUGGAGGUUAUACGGUACUAAUAAAAAAAAACACUUAAACUCUUAAAUUCUGUACUGUUAAACUCUCCACGCGUUUAACUCUCCACCCGCCAUCUUGCGCGAUCCCGAACGUGAUAUUUUCAUACCACCAUUCCUCAAGUUUCCUGUCGUCCCAAGAGUUAUUUUCUACGUUCUUCUGGGCGUUAUCCUGGGCGUUGUUCUGGGCCCAUAACCUGAUAAGAAUCUGUCUUUAAUCCAAACCGAAAGACGGUUACAACUAGAACUGUGAAGACUGUGCCAUACACGCUUUGUUACUACUGAGUUUAAUAAACAGCGUCUGAAUUCUAAUGCACUGUGAAACUAUAGAGUGGCACGCCAAAUUGAUGCAAAGUUUUGAUACAAAUUCUACCCCUUUGAGUUUUGGAUCCUACAUACAUCGGAAUAAUUUAUUUCAAGUAGGCUUCUAGAUAUUUUACAAACCAAUGAAACAAGCACAAGUGCCUUCUAGAGUUCAUUUCAAUUAAUCUUAUUCCGAAAUACGGUGAAUCGAACACGACCAAAAAUAGUAAACUUUUUUUUUACUGUAUAUAACGCUACACACUAUAUAGGGGGAUGUUUUUAUCUUUACUCCAAGGUUAUUUUUAGUAUUAAUAUUACGUAUAACUUGACUGACGUGUUUGGUCGAGUGUUUCGAACAUAGCGCACGAAAACGCAAAUCAUUUCAAAUCAUUCUUGUAUUUUUUUUUUCUUUUUGUAUUUUAUUUUUACUACUAUUAUUUUUUUAACGGGACGCAAAGCGAAGUAAGUUUGUAUCAAAGUUAGACCUGUGAACACGCUCCACACACAUAUUUAUCAUUGUGGCAAACUAAAAUUUCAGUUCUUUAAGUCUGUUUAAGUCUUCCCGACUAUCAGUAUUUCAGCCAAAUCGCCCACAUGACUUGGUAAUAACUAGUGAGUAAAAGGGAUAUGGACGGCAUAAAAGUAAUAAACAAUAAAGGUCACCCAGCAUAGGCGAUUUUGUAUUCAUUAGUUACGGUGCUGUUAAGGAAAUACGCUUUCACGGCCGUGGUUUACUCAUGACUAUUUCUUUCUUUCUAGAUGGCUGAUUCAGACGUAUCAAUGGUAAGAUUAUUAAACGUUUUAUUCAACAAAACAAUAAUACUAUAAAUACAAUGAAAGAGAAACAAAGCGAACCUUAGAUCUAGAUAAAAAUAGAGUAGCAAGUUAGGAAACUAAGCUAAUAACGCCGGAGAAUGCUCUUUAAAAAUGUCUCGCAUGCAAUACCAAGGGAAGCAACCUGUUUACACAAAAUUAACUUUCAACACUGAAUACUGCUCUUAGUCUAGUUUAAUACCGUGGCUCAAGCUUAUUUUUUCAGCGUCUUGGGUACGUUUUUUGAUAGGGUUUUUUUACGUUCGACAGAUCCAACUAUGACAUUUGUGUUAGUUGGAAGAGUUCAGCCAGAGUAUCUCCUAGCGAAAGGGCUGUUUUUACGAAAAAACUGAGCAGUCAGGAACCUACGGCAAACAAAGUUUGUGCAACAAGAAGAGACUAACUGUGUAUUUCUCCAGUUUAUUUUCAAACAAACCUUUACAAAACGAAAUACUAUAACAUUCACAGAAAAAGUCGAACCCGUCCGUCCCUUUACUAAAGAGUCAACCGAACUUUUUAUCACCAGACGUAAAUGAAUUUCUGUGAUUAGGAGAAGGGUUAGGAAGAUGCAGGAUGUGGGCGAGUUUCUAAUGCGCUAUCUUUUUCGCUUUUUUAAGGAAUCAGACUCUUCUAGUGACAAGAGGUGAGCAACUAACACGCUACAAAUCAGGGUUAAACAUGAGGAAGUGCGGGUUUGCUCCAGUAACUUUUGUACAAAUAAAAGACAGUAAAGAAAAGCGCGCUACUGCUUCUGCGUAUAUGCUUGUUUGUAAACCUGGCAGCGCCAAGAUUUUACCAGCUAAACUCUAGGUAAUACAAUACCGCUCACAAAUGGGGUGGCUUUUUCAGAUUUACAUGUACUUAAUAAAGGUAUUGCUGAAUAACAUUGGACGGCUGUACCUUUCUAUGGGCAAAAACGUCCAGUAACUUCUAAGGAAGCUAAACGAUGCUGUAAAGUGUUCAGUAUUUUAAUGGUAAAAUGUUACUACGUUCCUUUUUCUGGAGGUGCCCUUUGAAAAACCGAAUAUUUUAGGGACAAGAACUCACCGGCUUUGUUGGUACUGACCUGACUUUUCCUUUUCAUUUAGCGACGAAGAAAUGGAUACAAGCAGCUAUUCCGGCAGUUCACCCACAAAUCAGCCCGUGGUGCCCUUCGCGCUUGGGCAGGUGAAAAUACUGUUUACCAAACCUUUCCACGCAAAACACCUACUAACAUCUAAUAUUCAAAACAAUGAUCUUAAAAAUAUAUUCCACUGACACAAGAAGUAAAUGUUAGCAAAAUUCCACUCCUUUUUCAAAAACACAAGCGAAUUUAAAUUCUAUGCUCUAAUAAAACACACAAGGAAAUGAAGUAAGACCGACAGACGGACUGACCGACUCACUAAAACUAACCGAUUCUCUAAUCGAGUGAUUUACCGAGCUCUUGACAACGCGAUCGAGCAGCCUGAGUGACCAACAUCAACUUUAACCACUGAAAAGAAUGUUAAAAUCCUAUAAUUUUGUUACGUCAAACGGCAACUCUCCUCUCCUUCUUUCAAAUUUUAGUCGCCCAGAAAAGUUUACUUUCUCUUCUGAACCUCAUUCACACAAUUUAUUCCAGCGUAUGUCUCAGUUUAAUCAGAAUGCUGAUUCUCUCUAACUUACUAGGGGACCAACGCCGCGAACCAAGCUAUACGCCAGCAAAAUGAUCACCAGGCAAAUCAAGCCAGGUAAAACACUAAAAACAGUCACGUCUGUAAAGAACUAUACUAAACAAAUUAUCAUCUCCACCAUAUAGUACCCACCCUAGCUAACUUACUAGUAGUAAUCACAAGUUAUCACAGAAUAGGGAGGUUUAUUCGACCAAAAGUCGAGAAGGUGGGUGGUGAAAUAACCUGCUUUCCGGAGCAAAUGAACAGUUUCCUGGCCGAAAAUUACACAUUGACAAAGAUACCAUAAAAAACAUACUUAGUUGGAAUGUUGCCACUGCAGGCGGCCAGAUCAUUCCGACCAGUUUACAAUGACAAACGUACGUUACACUAUGCACAACAACGUCUAAUAAAAGGUCAUAGUUUCACUUGCGCUUAAGGGCACAUCUCUGCUGACCCAUAGCCUACAAUUCGGCGUAUUUUAAGGGCGAGCAAAAGCUGCUUGUUACUGAUGAGUUUUUGUACUACUGCGGCCGGCCGCCAUCUUUCAUUUUAUCGAUGACGCGAAUAGACGUUAACUUUCUGUUUUACGUAUCUUUCAGGUACGGUCUACCAAAUAUGGUAGCGGCGUCGAGUCAUGCUCAACCACAGGUGUAUAUGGAAUCUUCUAUUUCAUUCACUAAACAAGUAGUAAAAGCAACGUCGGUAAAUCCAUAAAGCGAAACUUUUGCUCCGAGGUAUCUUCUCGAAAUGCUGCGUAGUCUCUGCACAUUAGAACGGACUUUUCAGUUCAAUUAGUUCUUAUUUUCCUAGUUUACUUUAGUUAAGGGUUUAACCGGUUCUUUUUUUUCUUCAGGCUAACGAUGACAUGCCGGAUCCUGUGGCAUUUUUCCUUUUCUUAGUCUUUAUUAUCUUAAUACAAAACGAUAACUGAAUGAAAUUCAUAUGCUCAGUUUUGCAUGUUUAACUUUUGUCAAAGCCUAAUUUUAAAAUAGUAAUGUCGAUUUUAGGAAUCUCUGCGCAACAUUUUUAGCGAUAAAAACUCGAGUGGCUAUUUUCAUAGUGUUGUUAUUUAAUAAUAAAAACUUAUUUACCUGUGUUUGAUGUUGUUUAGUGACACUUAAGCCAUUGAAAGAGCUGUGGUACAGAGCCUGCUAACAUCCAUCCCCUUUUCCACUAAACCAGCCCCUCAUCAAUUAAACGUCUUAUUUCCCUUCUGCGGGGAAAAGGAACAAUAAAAUUUCGGGGAAUUGUUCAUGACUGUGGAAAAAUCAAAACUGAACAGGACCUUCUUAUAUCAUAAUUUAGCUAAAUACAAAAUGACGAAUACACUUACUACAAAGAUUAUUGACUACAGAGAUACUUUUGUCAAUAUCAAUGAAUCAUAUUCAAGUAAGCGUGUCCUGUCAGUUGGUGUGCCUCAAGGGUCUGUUUUAGGGCCAGUGUUAUAUCUCAUGUAGACAUCUCCUCUCCGUGAAGUUAUUGAGAGCUAUAAUAUCAAUUAUCAUCUGUAUGCUGAUGAUAGUCAGCUUUACGUUGCUUUUAAAACAAAUGAUGCAUCCUCGAUCAAAACCUGA